Prorocentrum cordatum is the source of this 969-nucleotide messenger RNA. Lineage: Eukaryota; Dinophyceae; Prorocentrales; Prorocentraceae. The record is from the annotation of a GenBank genome assembly.
AUGGCACACCCCCUGCCAGCAAUGCCGCUGGCGUUGCCACGGGAUGUCGCCAGCAACGCUUGCAAGACCAUCAAGCCCAUCACCGAGUCGGCCAAGCUGGGAGACCUCAGCAAGUUCGGCAGCCUCGGGGUCUCGAAUGUGGACACCAACAGCGACUGUCUGGAAAUCCCUGCCAGCAGGCAGACUUCCCAGAUGACGUCUUCGGACGCUUACUCGCUGGAGGAGCACGGCAUGGAGAUGCAGAAGGACGAGGUCAUGUCGAUCGUCCAAAACGUGGUCAAGAGCAGCGUGCACGCAGUCUCCUUGAUGGACCCCACGGAUCCCAACGGGCGCCUGCUCGCAGUGUCGGAGUCGCUCCAGGUGAUCACGGGAUACAACGAGGCGGAGUUGUUGCGGGCGCCUCCCCAACUCCUCACCGCGGGUUGCGAGCACGAGACGGAUCCGGAGAUGCAGGCUGCCAUAAGGAACGCGCACCUGGGUGGAAGCCCACUUCUCGCCCGGGCGGCAUGUCGGCACAAGCAGGGCUGGCUCUUCUGGAGUACGAUGCACAUCCGCGGCCUGAUGGUUGCUGUCGACCCGGUCUCCGAAGAGCCGAUGUGGUUCGUAUUGACCAUCUACUCCAGCUCGGAAGGACCCUCCGACGAGAACGAGCAGGAGUCCCGCGACGCCCGGCGCAAGCUGCAGGUCGUGCGCGAGCUGUGGGGGGCCAGCGAGGAGCUUCGCGCCGAGAUCCACGACGAGCUCGCCCGAUGCGCUGACGGAGCCCAUCUCCUGGCGGGGUCCGAGGCAGACCCCUCACGGGGCUUCGCCGGAGUGUUGUGGAGUCGUUGGGCCGGGCUGGACCUCGCUGGGCCGGGCAGGGCUUUGUUGGUCGGAGUCCGAGGCGGACGUGUCGCUGCCCACGCCGCCAAGGGCUGCUUCGGGGGCAGCGACCAGUGCACCGUUCUCAAGGGGUCACGCUGGUGCUGA